AACAUUUAGCUCCCUCAACCCUUCUCCUCUUCUCCCCAAAAAACCCAACAAGGGAGGGGGUGAAUAGAGGCAAUGGAGGGGGAGUUGAAAGGGGUAGUGAUCAUCUCUCUCCCUCCAAAAGAUGACCCAUCUCAAGGCAAAACCAUCACUGCCUUCACUUUCACCGACCCCAAUCCCUCACUCCCACGAGCCCAACAAGUGCAACAAGCUCAGAUCCAAGCCCAAGCCCAAGCCCAAGCCCAUCACGAUCUCCCCUCUUUCCUCCCAUCAAGGAGAACCUUAGCAGCCUUCGUGGGCUUCACCCUCAUCGUCUCCUCCCUCUUCAUCUGCCUCCUCUCUGAAGACCCACUUCAGUUGUUGCAAGAGGAGUCAUCUUCUUCUUCUAAUGAGAGGAAGAGGGAGGAGAACUCGUUUUGGCUUCCACUGUAUCCUAAAUCAAACGGGAAGAAGGAGAACGGGACUUCGUCGUUGAUGGUCAUGGGGGAUAUGAAGCUGGUUGUGAAGCGUAGUGGAAAAUUUGCUUCAGGUUCUUCGUCGUCGGCGGCUGUGCUGCCGCUGAGGGGCAAUAUUUUCCCAGAUGGACAGUAUUACACUUCAAUUUUUAUUGGGAAUCCUCCCCGCCCUUAUUUUCUUGACGUGGAUACUGGGAGUGAUCUGACAUGGAUACAAUGUGAUGCUCCAUGCACCAGCUGCGCUAAGGGGCCUCAUCCACUCUACAAGCCAACCAAAGGGAAAAUAGUUCAGCCAAGGGACUCAUUGUGCCAGGAAGUUCAGCGUAACUUGAACAGUAAAUAUUGUGAUUCCUGCCAGCAAUGUGAUUAUGAAAUAGAAUAUGCGGAUCAUAGCUCCUCUAUGGGUGUACUUGCACAAGAUGAUAUGCAUCUUGUCAUAGCAAAUGGUGACAGGGCAAGAUUUAAUUUUGCCUUUGGGUGUGCAUAUGAUCAACAAGGUCAACUUCUUGCUUCUCCUGCAAAAACUGAUGGGAUCCUUGGACUUAGCAAUUCUAAAGUUAGCCUCCCUUCUCAAUUGGCAAAUCAAGGAAUCACCAAUAAUGUUGUUGGUCAUUGUAUUACGAGUGAAGCAGAUGGUGGUGGGUAUUUGUUCUUUGGUGAUGACUUUGUACCACGCUGGGGUAUGACUUGGGUUCCUACAGUUGGCAGCCUUAUAAACUACUACCAAACAGUGGUUCUCAAAUUAAGCUAUGGAGACAAACAAAUCAAUCAAGCAAGAAAGGGUGCCAAUGUGCGUCGAGUAGUGUUUGAUACUGGCAGCUCCUAUACAUACUUCCCAAAUGACGAAUAUGCCAAUUUAAUUUUGCAGCUUGCUUCUGUCUCUAACAAUCUUAAUCGAGACCAUUCAGAUGAGACUUUUCCAGUAUGCUGGAGAGCUGGUUAUCAACUCAGAUCUGUGAAGGACGUCGAGCAGUUCUUUCCGCCUUUAACUCUGCAAUUUGGAAACAGAUGGCUGAUAAUGUCCACAAAGUUCACUAUCGCUCCGGAAGGUUAUUUAAUAAUAAGUAGUAAAGGUAAUGUAUGCUUAGGAAUACUCAACGGAAGUGAUGUACACGAUGGAUCUGCAAUUAUUCUAGGAGACAUUUCGCUGCGUGGGAAGUUGAUUGUGUAUGAUAACAUGGCAGAAAAGAUUGGGUGGACUUCAUCCAACUGUGUUAAGCCUCAGAGAAGACCCAAGGACUUCCCCUUCUUCUUCUAGUGAGGACCAUGCAUUUUGAAGCACGGCUAAGGGUGUUCAUAUUAUGUUUAUAAUCAUAGUCACUCAAAAAUAUGCAUGUUCCUUGAGUUCCACCACCUUAAUGGAUCAUUAUCUUUAUUAUUUUUGUAUCUUCUCAUUCGAUAUGAAUCCAGAUCUCUUGCAUGUUAGCUAAGGGGCUACUCUAUACAGUGUUAUAUUAAUAAUCAAAACUCUCAGUUGCAGUCUGGGACAAUUGCAAGCUUAUGUAUUACUGAUGUCUGCUCCUGUUAUUUAUAGGCAAAGUUCGUUUGUAUUGAAUAUAUAAAGAUAUCAGAUACUCUGAAGGGGGAAUAUAUAUUUUUUGUUUGUAUGGGGGCCAACA
Messenger RNA from Asparagus officinalis (garden asparagus), 2071 nucleotides. RefSeq names its product aspartyl protease APCB1. The coding region runs from base 73 to 1710 and encodes 545 amino acids. Gene Ontology annotation, molecular function: aspartic-type endopeptidase activity. The transcript is spliced from 9 exons. Lineage: Eukaryota; Viridiplantae; Streptophyta; Magnoliopsida; Asparagales; Asparagaceae. The record is from RefSeq and is a predicted model, not a curated record. Gene Ontology annotation, biological process: proteolysis.